This is a messenger RNA of Orussus abietinus, 5348 nucleotides long. RefSeq names its product pleckstrin homology domain-containing family M member 2 (gene prd1). Gene Ontology annotation, molecular function: kinesin binding. The record is from RefSeq and is a predicted model, not a curated record. Bases 261 to 3689 code for a protein of 1142 amino acids. NCBI's taxonomy places the organism in Eukaryota, Metazoa, Arthropoda, Insecta, Hymenoptera, Orussidae. Gene Ontology annotation, cellular component: endosome membrane. The transcript is spliced from 9 exons. Gene Ontology annotation, biological process: positive regulation of membrane tubulation; Golgi organization; lysosome localization.
GUUGGAUUUCGCGGGUGACUUGCGCAGGAACAAAAUCAAUGCGACGUAACAACCAGUCAGCGAAUGUGUCCAGCGGUCUGCGCCGUUAUCCCUGAUUAUCGGUAGAAUCGGCCCGACCAGCUGCGGGGUGCUGCAGACUUCUGCAGGCAGAGGCUGCAGGUCGGCAACAGUGGGCGAGGGCUCUCGCUCCAAAAUUUCUGCUCCGACUCGCAUUACUUUCAUUGUUUCUUAACCGAGACAUGUAAAUAUUUUCAACCAAGAUGCCUGGACAAGAAGACGCAGACCUCUGCACCGACAAGAUCCUCUCCAAGAACAGGAUUCUUCAGGAGUUAACGAAAGCCGUUAAGCUGGUGUAUGCCCAAAGCCUUCACGGUACAGUGGUCUUGGACGGUGAUUCCUGGUUGGUCUACUGGUUAGAUCGUGCUUUGCGACACGGGUUACGCAUUGAAAGACAUGGAUAUUGGGGUACGGCACGAGAACUUAGCCACCAGGAUACUGUCGUGGUGAUCCAUGCACUUCAGAGUGUAUUAACUUCUAUCGGAAAAGGAAGAGCUUGGUUGUAUCAUACCCUAAGCGAAGGUAGCUUUGAAAGUUACUUAGCUUGCUUAUUGAGGGAUACCAGCACUUUGAAAAAACAAUACUUCCCUCAUGCACUCGUUCGUGAUGCUGACAAGACCAAUCAGUUGGUAAAUCUCCUUGCUGGUCUGGAAAAUGUAUCCUUCACUUUGCAAUUGGAUGUCACGUACCUGGACAUUUGCAACUACAUGCCACAACGACCUAUGAGCGGCUCGCCAUCCGGCAUCGCAUUAUCGCUGCACUUGAGAUCAUCGAGUGUCUGUUCGAGUCUUGCCUCUCCGGUAGAUAGCGGGGUCGCUUUGGACAGUGAUAUGGAUGGUGCUAACGAGACCGAUGCAAGCAGCUACAAGGAGGACUCGUCAAUGGAGGACAUUCCAAAAUAUCAUAAUAACAAAUACAAGUCUGGCAUGACCAACUGUACCCAAGGUAAUAAAAAUGUCGAGCACUCCUUUUCUUCGAGUGAUUCCAGCGAAGACGGCAAAACACCGGUACACUCACCAGCAAUGGCAGCCAAAUUCCAUAAUUCCAUAAUGACAAAGAGUGAUAUUGCCAAUCAGAAUUUGGCCCCCAAACUGGACGACAACGAAUUAAAUUGCUCUAGCCUGGAUACAUUAAAGGACUACAGUUUUUGUAGUAAGAGCCUCGACGAGUCGAAGCUUGACAAGAUAACUAAUGAAUUUGACAACGUGUCGAAGGACUACGUCAAGCGAAAUAGCUACUACGGCGACGGUAGCUACAGCUUUAAGAAGAAUAUAGACCCUCGGAAUUCGUAUGUCAUAAAUAACGAUACGAACCUCCUGGAAUUGAGCAUGACCAUCUCGGACUGUGAUAAUACCGAAGCACCGUACAGUAUCUUGAACACUAUUAACAUGACCGAUACCAGCAUUUUGUCGUCCUCUGGCUCGGAUGCAGUAGUUCAGCGCAGACAGCGUAAGAAGAAACGCGGCGAAAGUAAAAAACGAGUCAGCUUUCACGAGGACAUCUUUAAGACGAUGAAACUGGAGGACGACGAAAGCUUUGCAGACUUCUCUAUAAGUUUCCUACAUCCACAUUCCGUGCAAAGAAGGGAUGCCCAGAAAGGACGAUACAGUUGGUGCGCCCACGGCGACUCUCCUUACGUCGAAAAGAACCCCACAGGGAGGAGCGCUUACUCGGACUGCUACUCUUCGUCUUCUUCGUUAAGUGUCUUCGAUAGCGAUUCAGAGAAGAAGCUUCCGCAACAGAUGGGUAACCAAGGAGUAUGCCAAAAGGAUCCAAAGUGCACGUGCAUGAUGUCCAUGUCGGAGCGUGGGGUCCCCGAGGGUCAGGAAGAUCCCGGUAAAAAUUUCCGACCAAAGAUAGAGAUAGAGUUAGAGGAAAACGAGGCGCAGGAGGCAUACAUCGUUGAGAAGGAGUAUGGGAACAUAGUCGAGGAUUCGCCGGUUAAACUGGAAACGCCGAAACCGCCGUCAACUUCAAAGAAAUAUACGAGCUCCGGUGACUGGUCGGACGGAGAAAGCGUAGGAAAUUCUGACGUCAACGAGCGAAGGAACAGUAGGCAUCUAGCUUCGCCUCUGAAGAAACGCAAUAUAACGGCCAUUUUGCCCAGCGACAGCGGUAAGUUGCUGACACCGCCACCGCUUCGUCGAGCACCUUCGAAGACGUCCUUGUUAAGUAAGUUCCUGCGAUCCAUCACGGAAAGAAAAUUUGAAGCAAAGAAGAAUAAAAAACCUGUCAAAGUGAACCCUCUAUACAUCAAGGGAGCCAAGGCAGACUACGAACGAUUCAAAGAUUUCAAUGAUAAUCUCGAGCGAGAGAUACAGGAGAACGUGGCCGCCGAGAAGAGAGAAUUUAGCGGGGAGAAGAUUAGUUUGAAGCUACGGGAGACCUUCAAGCGACACAUUUACAGAGACAAAACCGAAGAACUGUACAAGGUUUACAAGGUCAGGAGCUCCUACAUGACGAACGGCGAAAGCAAACCCAUGCUUGCUCUCUUGACGGACAAAACGCUGUACUUGACGGCGUCAAAGAUCGACCGGUCUUACAGUAACCAGUUUGUCAUUCCCUAUAACGAAUUGGAUGUCAUAAUGGUCGGACCGAAUGCACAAACGAUACUAAUAUCCAAUGCAGACUACGAGAUGCAAUAUUUAUUUUCAACCGGCAGCUCGCAAACCACGUCCGAGCUCAUAGCGCACCUAGAAAUGGCCAUGAGGCGGUCGCCGUCGAAACCUCGAUUGCCCGCUGUCAAAGAAUUGAAUUACGAGGACAUGCACAUCCUGAGACAUGGUAUUCUAGCGGAGACUGUCGUGCACCCCGACGAGAAGAUCGAGCACUACAGCUUGAUCUACAUGGAGGACGAGCACAUAUCGCCACCGAGUACCCCGUGUGGUCCGACGAAGGAGGGGGAUCUGAUGUUUCGACCACACUCUUACCAGUCUCUGCAUCCCAACGCCCCGACAAAUCCCUGGGAAGCGGGAUACUUCGUUUUGAAAGGGGGCGUCGUCUACAUGUUCACCGACGCCAAUCAACGCCUUCCGAAACGCGCGAUCCCCUUGAAAGGCGGCCUCUGCCAAGGGUGCCGAAGGAUCCCUAACUCGCACCGGCCGCACACCUUCGAGAUACUCCUGAGACCGAACAAGUCUUUCCAAUUCGCCGCACCGGACGAAUACGUGGCCUCGGAGUGGCUGCAGAGUUUCGUGCAAAGCGCUUCGGGUCUGUUCGAUUCCUCCGAGAAGAGGGAGCCGUUGCCUUGCAGCCUCGUAGCCACGACCGGGCACUUGAUAGCCACGAAGGAAGCGUUUCCGGGAACCCAAAGGGGCCAAACCUUGUCCUGUGCGAGCGUGGAGCACCUCACGGCCUUUAGGGUGCCCCUGUCUCAUCAGUCUUGGUGUAUACUGGAAUUUGCUUGUCGGGAAGUGCACGAGAGCAGCGGUGACUGGGUGAUCUAUUUCACUAAUUACAACGAGCUCUGCGCCUUCAGGGAAGUACUGGAGACCCUGUGGGCCGACGCCGAUAUGGGUGAAUUUCCUAUGGUAACGUUGCCGCCCGAAGACAAGCUCCAUCAUCGGUGUUCGGACACGAGCAAAGAUUUGGAACACGCCUGGCAAUAUUUGUUGCCCGUGUCCUCCGAAUAGUCCUUGACGAGGGCAAGGCAGCUAUUAUGGUAUUAGCGCACUUUCAUUUAAUCGAGAUGCUGGACGAACUCGAGGUAGAUGAUACUUUUAAGUCGUCGUUAGACCGCCCGAUUUUGAAGCCGAGAAAUGGUUUCAAGAUUCCGAUAUUCUUGAAAAGCUGAAUACGUGAGCAACUAUUAUUUGCUAGUUCUUGGACGACGGAAGCGUAGAAACGAUUCGGUCGGUGUUUCGUCGUCCUUCGGAUCGAUUAGUCGUGGCUUAGAUAUACACUUAUAUUUUAAUAUCAAUUCCAGAGGCGGAUUAAUUAAAGAGAAAGAGAUGGAAUAAUUGUGAGCGAUCGGUGAGGUAGCUUGCGGCGGCGACGCGCGACCGUGUCGCCGAUAUGCGGUGCGCCUAAGGCAGUGCAAUAUUUUCCCUACAUUGUAAUACUCUCUAGUUUAUCAUUGAUUUGUCGUGGCGGGAAAACUGUAAUAUAAGGGCGAUUGUUGAGGAUAUCGUAUCGGUUAUAUAAAUGUCUAUUUACGUGCAUUUAUUACGCGGGCUAAGACGGGAAGUGAUAAUAAACGGACAACGGCGGAUAUGUAUAUCGGAAGGAAUAUCGACCGCGCCGUUAAAAGAAAGCAUCACCUCCUGGAGAAGAAAAUACCCCAUGGGUUGUCAACGAUCGCGUAUCACUAACAUUCCUAAUAAUAAUUACAAUGCUUUUACGCCUUCAUUCAUUUUAACUCGCUGCGUCGUUUGCAUAGAUUUUACGUAUAUUUAUCGAUUUCAGAAAGUGGUAUGACUAGUGGUGGUACCGACAUAAAUUGGGACUACCGAUGUCACCUCGAGUCUGAAAUUUUGCCCCAUUCUUUAUUGAGCAUUUUUUGUGAUCGUAAGUUAAAAUGAAACAGUUUGGAAUUUUAUUAAUUAAGUUUAUUAUCACUCCUCGACCGGUGAGUAGACAUUUGUAUGGUUAUUAUGGUGAGCAGAGAAAAACUGUGCUAUAUCAACAUGGUGCUUGGUCUGGUAAAAGGAGAUAGCGAUUAAAUACAUUGUCGACACCGGAGAUAAUUUCAAAUUUAUGCUAAACGGGUUCUCUGUAACGGGAAACACCCGAUUUUACGUACCGCCUAAUAAUCUGACACUUAAGUAGCAUCGGUACUUUUAUCGCACCGUCGUUGUCAUUAAAUUUCAGUAGCCGUACAAUGUAUUACGUGUGUUCUACUGGAUUUCUGAAAAUUAUUUAUUUAUGAUUUGUCAUAUAUAGCUGCCGCAUGCUUACGAUCAGGCUAACCAAACUGGUGUGUGUUGCAGUUGCUUGUGAAUAUUAUUAAUAAUUAUGUACAGCUGCCCGAAAAAUGUGAUGAUAGUCACAUCAGAUAAUGUAAUAUUAGUACACGGUACCGUGGCGUCAUUAAUUUGAUACCCCGGCAUCAACUUCUCAUGGUUUAUAUAAAGUAAGAUACAACCGAUGUCUACAUGAUAUUUAAGUUUUAUAUUUGUUUUAUUGCAGCGAAAAUAUAUAGGUUUAAAUUUACCCCUGUUACAGCCAUCAUAUUGUAUAUGUUAAACCUAUAUAUCGUUUCACUAAUUCUAUAUAGCCACAAGUGAAUUACAGCACAUGUCAUUAUAAAGCAUGCCAUACAAAUAAACCAAUAACGAACUAGUCAAAUGAGA